GGGCUCAGGGGGGCCACGUGGCCCGGGCUCUGCUGGAAGAUGGGACCUUCAAGGUCCGCGCGGUGACACGGAGCCCCAUGAAGAAGGAGGCCGAGGAGCUGAAGAAGAUGGGAGCUGAGGUUGUGAAGGCAGAUCAGGACGAUGAGCCAUCGCUAGAGCUGGCCUUGGCCGGUGCUUACGGAGCCUUCAUUGUAACCAACUUCUGGGAGCAUUUAUGGCUGGCUUCAUCCUUCACCCAGGGAAAGCGGCUUGCUGAUCUGUCGAAGCGCCUCGGUCUGUGCCAUGUGGUGUACAGUGGCCUGGAGAAUGUGAAGCAGCUGACAGGGGGCCAGCUGGAGGUGCUCCACUUCGAUGGCAAAGGUGAGGUGGAGGAGUACUUUCAGAAAAUUGGUGUUCACAUGACAAGCGUCCGACUGCCGUUCUACUUCGAGAAUUUCCUCUCCACCUUCAAGCCGCAGAAGGCCCCGCAGGGAAAUACCUAUGUCCUGGAGCUGCCCAUGGGGGACACCCCCAUGGAUGGGAUGGCAGUGGAGGACAUUGGGCCUGUUGUGCUUUGCCUGCUGAAGUCCCCGGGGGAGUACAUCGGCCAAGUGAUCGGGCUCAGCACUGGCAAGCUCACUGAGGCGGAGUACGCCGCUGUCCUCUCCCAGCAGCUGGGCAAGACCGUGGAAGCCAGCAAGAUCUCACCAGAGGAGUAUGAGAAACGUGGCUUCCCUGGGGCCAAGGAAAUGGCCGCUAUGUUCCGUUUCUAUGCCCUGAAGCCAGACCGCAACGUGGACCUGACCAUGAAACUCAACCCCAAGGCCCGCACCUUCCAUCAGUGGGUAGUGGACAAUAAGGCUGCCUUCUGA
Molecule: messenger RNA, 851 nt
Organism: Balearica regulorum gibbericeps (East African grey crowned-crane)
Lineage: Eukaryota; Metazoa; Chordata; Aves; Gruiformes; Gruidae
Source: RefSeq, a predicted model, not a curated record